AUGUAUAUUCGUCAAUAUAAUUCUCGUUUAUAUCUAUCUUUAUUAUUUAAGCAUAUUAAAAAUCUCUCAACAACAUCAUCAACUAUUCUUAAACCUUAUCCAAGUUAUGUUGAACGUCAAUUAGAUGUUGUUAUAAAUACAUCACCAGGUGAUGAAUUUGUUGAAAUUGAUCAUGAAACAAAAUUAAAAGUUGCUAAACCAACAACAUCAAUUCGUGCAAAUAUAAAUUAUAUUGAUACAAAUCCAUUAGGUAAUAAAAAUCAACCAAUUGUUUUACUUGUUCAUGGUUAUCCUGGUACAUAUGAAUCAACAAAAAAUUUUAUUGAAGAAUUUCAACGAAGAAAUUUUCGUUGUAUUGCACCAGAUAUGCCUUAUUGUGGAAAAACAACAAUGCCUUUAUGGAGUGGAAUAAUUUGGAGAAAUUCUGUUUAUUUACGUGCAAGAUUUCUUGGAGAAUUACUUAAAAAUAUAAUGCAAGAUAAAUUAAUACCUAUCCAUACAGUAAUUGGUUUUCAUGAAAAUGCAUAUACAUUAAUGUCAAUGAUUGAUCAAUAUGAAUAUUUUCGUUGUCAAUCAUUAAUAUUAGUUGAUCCAGCACCGAGAAAAUUAAUUCGAUUUCUUCCAUUAGCUAAAUUUGCAUUUGAUUUCGGUCGAAUUCCACUUCAUUGGCCAGUAGCAAAAUAUUUUUUAAAAAUUCUUGGUUAUAAAGAAUUAUUAAAUUAUUCUCAACGUAAUAUUAUGGCUGCUUUACGUAUUUGGAUGCUUGAAGAUACAUAUCAAUAUGAUGCAUAUGUACAUAAUUUAUGGUUAUCUCGUUUACGUACAAUGGUUAUUUUAUCAGAAGAAGAUAAACAUCUUGAUAGGAAAUUAUUAGAUGAUUUAAUUAAAGAUUUAGCUGUUGAACCUUUCAAUAAAUCAACGAUGGCUAAUGCUGUUAUUAAAAAAUAUGCUUGUGAUCAUAAUGAAUUAUUAACUGAUCGAAUUAGUUAUGUUGUCGAUGAUAUUGAAACAUUUCUUUCAAAGGCUUCAAUGUCACCAGCUGCGACCAUAACACAAUCAUUUUCAUCGACAAUAACAACAGCAAAAGAAAAAGACAGAAGAAAACGUAUUGUUGAAACGAACAAUAACAACGAACGCGAAAAAUCAAAUAUUGAACUAGAUGAAAAUGCAUAUAAACGUGCAAGUGUAAAUGAUUUUUUUUCCAAAGCAUUUGGUCCAAGUCAAUCAGAAUUAAAACCAAAUCAACCACAUAGUUUACGUUCAGCAUUUGAAAAUAUUGCUGGUGAUUUUAUUGAACGACCACCACCCGGUACAAAACGUGAAACAUUAGCAAGUGUAAAAGAAGAAAUGAGAAAGAAAAAAAUUCGUAUUGACACAAAAAAUUAA
Molecule: messenger RNA, 1386 nt
Organism: Rotaria sordida
Lineage: Eukaryota; Metazoa; Rotifera; Eurotatoria; Philodinida; Philodinidae
Source: the annotation of a GenBank genome assembly